Molecule: messenger RNA, 813 nt
Organism: Dovyalis caffra
Lineage: Eukaryota; Viridiplantae; Streptophyta; Magnoliopsida; Malpighiales; Salicaceae
Source: the annotation of a GenBank genome assembly
AUGAUAAACUUAAAAGUUAUCCCGAACGACCAGUCCCCCCAACCACACAAACCACCACACCCACCCACAGCGGCGGUUAGUCAUCCUCUAGGUAUAGAAGACAAUGAUGAACCAAACAAUGAGGUCCUGGCUGGCGCUCAUACCAGCCAGGAAUCACGCUCCAUUUUUUUGCACCUAUACCACAUACCACAGAGUAUCCUCUGUGUGGCUAUAAUUCUUCUAACAGAAACUAAGGUACUCCUCAGUGCAGAGCUUAACUAUAAGAAGGGCUUCCUAGUUGCCGCUGUGGAGCACUCUUGCAGUUCAUUUGACAAUCUCAUGGAAUCUGCUCCACAGAUAGCCAAUGAGCACCUACCAAAAUGGGAAGGCAAGGCUUGUGCGGAUCUAAUAGGACCCAAAGAAGAACAAGUAUGGCCUCUUCUGGAAGACUUCUUUGGCCUAAACAAGUGGUUCCCAACUCUCACCACCUGCCUUCCGGUUGAAGGCAUCUCUGGCCAACCCGGAUGCGUGCGUUACUGUGCUGGUUUCAAGACCCCAGUUGAUAUUAAUGGUGAGAUAAACUGGACUAAGCAGAAACUACUAUCCAUUGAUCCAAGUGAAAUGACAUUCAGCUAUUCCAUUGUUGAUGGAAAUGUUGGGUUCCACUCAUAUGUGUCAACAAUAAAAGUGUUACCAAAGGAAUACGGGUGUAGCAUUGAGUGGGCGUAUGAAGUUGAGCCAGUGAAAGGCUGGAGUUUAAAGGAUUUGGAUUCCUUUAUUGGCUCAGGUUUGCAAGUCAUGGCUAAGAGAAUGGAAGAAGCUCUCAAGGCUUGA